Rhizopus microsporus ATCC 52813 is the source of this 366-nucleotide messenger RNA. RefSeq names its product thioredoxin-like protein. Lineage: Eukaryota; Fungi; Mucoromycota; Mucoromycetes; Mucorales; Rhizopodaceae. The record is from RefSeq and is a predicted model, not a curated record. The transcript has a single exon. The coding region runs from base 1 to 366 and encodes 121 amino acids.
AUGGCAACAUUAACCAUUUACCACAACCCUCAAUGUUCCAAGUCUAGAAAUGCUCUUGAUUUUCUAGAGAAAAAUAAAGAAAAAUACAACUACGAUAUUCAAGUUGUCUUGUACAAGAAGGAACCCUUGACUCGUCAACAACUCCAAGUUCUCGUUCAGUCUCUUGAUUUACCGCAAGACCAAUACACUCACCUGCUCCGUCCUGAAGCCCAACCAUUGGCCAAAUCCAUGGAUGAAGCGAUUGACCUUAUCGUACAAGACCCUGCACGCCUAGAACGUCCUUUCAUCAUUGACAACCAACGCAAAAAAGCUGCCCUGGGUCGACCUGACCUUACUGAUGUCGAAAAGCUGGUUGCCGGUUUGUGA